AUGGCGCCGGAGAAGACCGUGGCGGCGCGGACUCCGGUUGAGAGCCUUAGGGUCGAGGAGCUAGCGCUUGUUGCCAGUCGGUUCACGCGGUUUCGCAACGACCGCCUGAACCAGUGGCAUAGUAGAUCCAAUGAUGGCUGCUUCAACUGUGGAGACCCCGACCACUUCAUCGCCAACUGUCCCAAGAUGAAGGGCAAGAUGGAGGCCAGCAAGCACGACCACCACUCCUGCCAGCACAAGGGCAACUGCGAGUACACCUUGUGUCAGCAACCGGACCAGCGAUCACCGGCUCCAAGGAGAUGGUCGGGUCGUGGCUUUGGAGCCGGCGCAAGCAGCCACAACCAUGGCCACGACCAGCACCACUACCACCACCCGUGGGCAUCCUCCCUCGGCGCCGUCGUAGCGCAGUUGUCGCCGCAACCGCCGGGCGCAGGCCUGUCACUCACCCUGAACACGGUGGCGGCCACUGGCAACAGCGGCGCUAGCGGCAACCUGGUGUUGCAGCUUACCAACAGCGGCGGCCUGGCUAUCAAAGCCAAGAUCAUCUCGCACCCACACUACUACUCACUCCUCACUGCCUACCUCGUGUGCAACAAGGUGGGGGCACCACCGGAGGUGUCGGCGAAGCUGACGGAGAUAGCGCAGGAGGUGGAGGCGCGGCAGCGCACGACGCUCGGUGGCCUGGCCGCUGCGACGGAGCCGGAGCUGGACCAGUUCAUGGAGGCAUACCACGAGAUGCUGGUGAAGUUCAGGGAGGAGCUGAAGAGGCCGCUGCAGGAGGCGAUGGAGUUCAUACGAAGGGUGGAGUCGCAGCUCAACUCGCUUUCCAUCUCCGGAAGGUCGCUGCGCAACAUCCUUUCAUCUGGGCACUGGCGGAAAAGCGCCACCCCCACGAACAUCUCGCAGAGGUGGGCGAAGAUGGCCACCUGGAUCGACUACCGAGGCCAUGGCGACUACGACGGCAGAAAGCAGAAGAGUGCGAAUGCAAAGCGGCGCAAAGAGCUCGAAGGCGAAAGGGCGCAGUAG
This is a messenger RNA of Zea mays, 1026 nucleotides long. RefSeq names its product homeotic protein knotted-1-like. NCBI's taxonomy places the organism in Eukaryota, Viridiplantae, Streptophyta, Magnoliopsida, Poales, Poaceae. The record is from RefSeq and is a predicted model, not a curated record. Gene Ontology annotation, molecular function: zinc ion binding; DNA binding. The transcript has 4 exons. Gene Ontology annotation, cellular component: nucleus. Bases 1 to 1026 code for a protein of 341 amino acids.